Annulohypoxylon truncatum is the source of this 1605-nucleotide messenger RNA. RefSeq lists its product as uncharacterized. Bases 494 to 1309 code for a protein of 271 amino acids. The transcript has a single exon. The record is from RefSeq and is a predicted model, not a curated record. Lineage: Eukaryota; Fungi; Ascomycota; Sordariomycetes; Xylariales; Hypoxylaceae.
UUCCUUUUUCUGGUCCGUUUUGGCGGUGUCUAUCCGCUAACAUGGUUUACUUAUUUUUGGCUCGAUCUGAUUGGUAGGGAGCAGGCUCGGGGAAUGGACGGGCUGCUGGAAGAUGGGAUUGGGAAUGGGAUUUGGGGGUUUCAAAAGCUGACUCCGUUAAGGCGGUCUAGGCUGACUUGGUGUGUAGACUUGUAUAGACAGCCAGAACAAGCCAGGACACCCUUCUUCCCUACUAUGUACGUCCCGGGCCCAAAUACCCACACCCCCUUUUCCGCGCCCGCAUCCUGACAGGCGGUCUGCUAGGAUUAUUUGCAACGUGGGGGAUGUACUAGAAACUGGAAAAUAGGGCAUGUAACACUCAGGAAGUAGCAAAGUAGCAGCAGUGCCCUGUUGUUGCCUCCGUGCGGCGGCGAUGAUUCACGAGUACCUCCCACACACACACACACACGCGCACGGCACGGGCACACCCUCUCCCUAGUAUAUAUUUGUUCUCAUGGCCAUCCCAUGCGCUCCCGUCCCAUGCCUCCGUUUCCCUUGCUUAAUACCCCAGAUAAUCUUCGAUAGCCAUAGAGCAGUAAUACAUAAUCCAUCAACCCCAUCGUCAUCCAAGCUAGAGAUCACUACUAGCUUUCCUCAACUAUACUACUGCUACGCGAAUAUCGUCGAUUCCGCUAUAUACGCAACUGACUCUACACGCGAACUCAAACAGCUUCCUCCUCUCCUGAGACGCCACAAAGCUCAGCCAUAUACAACUCCUAUAUACCGAGAAGCAAACUAUUUUGCUUGCCCCACGAAAGUCGAAACUUCGAAAAAAAUGUACAGCCCGUACGGCUCCUACAGCUCGAUGAGCUCGGCCUCGCAGCCGAUGGACAUCCCCACCAGCAGCUACCUCUCGUACAACUACAACGGGUCCUACAGCUCGCGCUGCGCGUUCCCGUCGUGGCCGCAGCGCUCGUCGCUGACGGACGAGCACGACCAGCAGAGGGCGACCUCCUACCUCUCCGACGACGACCUGUUCCCGUGCGACGACUCCGACGACGCGCACAGCGUGUCCAGCGCCGGCAGCACGACGCCUACGUCACCCGUCGCCGCCGCCACCGAGGCCGACAUGCUGCGCAUGCAGCGCGAGCAGAUGGCCAUGCAGCGCGAAGCCAUCAAGUUCCUGCUCGGCGAAAAGGAGCGCCGGAAGCAGCAACAGCAACUACAGCAGGCGUCUAAGAAGCAACGGCGCAGCUCGUCGGGCUCGAAGAGGAGCAGCCCGAAGACGAAGCAGGCGCACCUGGACGCCAUCGCCGAGGCCGGUGAAUGAAGAGGCCCCCCACUCUUUUGCCAUGACGAUACGAUUUUUUAAUGGUGAGUUUCAUUCUUUCCCUAUACCCUGCUUUUCGGGACAAGGUCCCGGCAAAAGCGCUUGAAAUCCAUGAGAAUAGACCAGUUUGCUGACCGCUAUACACUAGAACAAUUUGGAUCUUUUUUUACUAGCGAAUCUUAACGAAUGGAUAUGAUUAUGACGACUUAACGCCCCCCCAAUAUGAUACCCCCCAAAUUAUACCCCCGAUGAGUCACCACCAAAGCACCCAUCAGCAUUUGCAUUAGCAUCAGCAU